Molecule: messenger RNA, 990 nt
Organism: Paramecium tetraurelia
Lineage: Eukaryota; Ciliophora; Oligohymenophorea; Peniculida; Parameciidae
Exons: 2
Cellular component (GO): cytosol
Molecular function (GO): GTPase activity
Source: RefSeq, a predicted model, not a curated record
AUGUCUAAGAAAUCUAAUUUGGGUAAGGCGCUUCAAAGACAAUAGUAAAGGAAAAUGAAUGAGGGGGCAGCAAAAGUUUAGAAUUAAGGAUAGUUCUUUCACGAUGGGAAGGUAGUAAAGGAGGAAUAUCAAAUCUAAUAAGAGAACUUGCAAUCUAUAAUUGAUUAGAAUCCUUUAAAUGAGUAUUUGUAGAUGGCAGAGAUGGCAAAUAUCAAAUAUUAAGCAGAGAAGAAAUCAGAUGUGGUUGUAAAUGAAUAGCAGAAAUAAUUAGUGAUCAAUGUAAAUGCAAUAAGAAAGGGACAAUUACCAAAUUCAUCCGUGUAUGAUUAUUAGAAGAACCAACUGUUGGUUGACUUACAAAUACCAAGAAGACCUAGAUGGGAUGAGAAGACUACAGUUGAGUAAUUGAGGUUGAUGGAGAAUGAGAAUUUUUUAAAGUGGAGAAAGGAAUUGGCAAAGUUCGAAGAGGAACAUUAUUAGAUCUAAUUGACUCCUUAUGAGAAGAAUAUUGAAGUUUGGAAGUAAUUGUGGAGAGUGGUAGAGAAAGCAGAUAUUUUGGUUUAAGUGGUGGAUGGAAGAGACAUCCUGUUCUAUCAUUGCAACGAUCUGACUAAAUACGUACAUGAGGAAUAAAAUAGAGUUUACAGAAAGAAUCAAACAAAGAUCAAUUUUCUAUUGAUAAACAAAAGCGAUUUGAUCUCUGAUAAAAUUAGAGAGGAAUGGUCAGCCUUUUUGAAUUCAAAGAAUUUAAAUCACAUGUUCUUUAGUGCCAAAUUGGAAUAGGAGAAAAUUGAUAAGGAAGAAUAAGUGUAAGAUGCCACCAAUAUUCUAAUUUAAUAAGAGGAACCUAAAAUUGAAGAAAAUAUAGAAGCAUUUUUAAAUACAUCACGAAUUGCAGAUAGAAAGAUAUUGUUAUCAGAGUUGAAAUCACUGGUGUAAAAGAUUAGGAAGCAAAGAUAAGAGAAUGUGGAAGACAACUAAAGUGAUUGA